AUGCUACCGCAGUUGUUUCUAAAGUUACAUAUGAUACAAAAUCAAAUACUUUUAUCUGAUUUUUAUCUUCCUCUUGAUAGCAACGGAUUACCAAUCCAAAAUUCUUACUCAACCGACUCAUUUACUCGUCUUGAAGAAUGGUACUCUGAUAUUACACGAGCAACAUUAUUGAACGUCUAUCUUAUUCAACCACUUUCAUCCUCAUUUAACAUUUCGCCAUAUAUUUUUGCAGCAUACGAUACUGAUAAUAAAUUUGAAUCGUCAGAUGUUAUUUUUCGUUGGUACAAAAUUUAUCAAGAAUGCAAGGCUUAA
Rotaria socialis is the source of this 312-nucleotide messenger RNA. The record is from the annotation of a GenBank genome assembly. Lineage: Eukaryota; Metazoa; Rotifera; Eurotatoria; Philodinida; Philodinidae.